Molecule: messenger RNA, 789 nt
Organism: Rhodotorula toruloides NP11
Lineage: Eukaryota; Fungi; Basidiomycota; Microbotryomycetes; Sporidiobolales; Sporidiobolaceae
Product: succinate dehydrogenase (ubiquinone) iron-sulfur protein
Exons: 8
Coding region: 1-789 (262 amino acids)
Biological process (GO): tricarboxylic acid cycle; respiratory electron transport chain; aerobic respiration
Cellular component (GO): mitochondrial membrane
Molecular function (GO): 2 iron, 2 sulfur cluster binding; electron transfer activity
Source: RefSeq, a predicted model, not a curated record
AUGCUCACGCCAGCUGUCGCACGUGCUGCCCGCGCUGCCCCGAGGCACGCCCGCACCCUCGCGACCGCCGUCGAGUCGAAGCCGGAGCACCUCAAGUCGUUCAAGGUCUACCGCUGGAACCCGGACAAGCCGACGGAGAAGCCCUACUUGCAGGAGUACAAGAUCGACUUGAACAAGUGCGGCCCGAUGGUCCUCGACGCCAUUCUCAAGAUCAAGAACGAGCUCGACCCGACCCUUACGUUCCGUCGCUCGUGCCGUGAGGGAAUCUGCGGAUCGUGCGCCAUGAACAUUGACGGCGUCAACACGCUCGCGUGCUUGAAGCGCAUCGACAAGGACUCGAAGGAUGUCAAGAUCUACCCCCUCCCGCACAUGUAUGUCAUCAAGGACCUCGUGCCCGACAUGACCCAGUUCUACAAGCAGUACAAGGCGAUCCAGCCUUACCUGCAGGCCGACAAGCCCGCAGACGGUCGCGAGCACCUGCAGUCGAAGGAGGACCGCAAGAAGCUCGACGGCAUGUACGAGUGCAUCCUCUGUGCAUGCUGCUCGACCUCGUGCCCCUCCUACUGGUGGAACCAAGACCAGUACCUCGGCCCGGCAGUCCUGAUGCAAGCCUACCGCUGGGUCGCCGACUCGCGCGACACGCAAAAGGCCGCCCGGCUCGAGAAACUCGCCAACCCGUUCUCGCUCUACCGCUGCCACACCAUCUUCAACUGCUCCAAGACUUGCCCUAAAGGGUUGAACCCCGCCAAGGCUAUCGCCGCACUCAAGCAGGAGAUGGCGUCGGCAUGA